Thalassophryne amazonica is the source of this 3355-nucleotide messenger RNA. RefSeq names its product suppressor of cytokine signaling 6 (gene socs6a). The coding region runs from base 404 to 2014 and encodes 536 amino acids. The record is from RefSeq and is a predicted model, not a curated record. The transcript is spliced from 3 exons. Gene Ontology annotation, cellular component: phosphatidylinositol 3-kinase complex. Gene Ontology annotation, biological process: regulation of growth; protein ubiquitination; phosphatidylinositol phosphate biosynthetic process. Gene Ontology annotation, molecular function: 1-phosphatidylinositol-3-kinase regulator activity. NCBI's taxonomy places the organism in Eukaryota, Metazoa, Chordata, Actinopteri, Batrachoidiformes, Batrachoididae.
UUGUUUGAGCUCCCACAAUUCAACAGGCAACAAAAGAAGAAAGGAAGAAGCCGCGAGCUUAGCUAGAAAGAGUUAGCUAACCUGGUCAGAAAGAUGUCACCUUUCCGUCUUGUUCUAGUUAUGAAUGUGCUUUGGCGACUGUAAAACAUUCUUAAAUUCCUCCAUGUAAUUGCUUUAUGUCUUACAAUGGACGCUGAAGACGACUAAAGUGAAGCGUCAGAUGAAAGGCAGUUUAAGGAGUCUUUUACCCAUCCAACUGAGUCACCAUUUUCCCCGCACAUAAUGGGUAUGAUGAUUCUGCUGAACGUAUGACUGUUACUGUAUGGCCUGAUGGGAGGAAACUGCAGAUAGUACUUUCAUCAGGAGAGCCAUCCCAUUCCUCUUGUUUGGAGGACUUUCCAGAAUGAAGAAGAUAAGUCUUAAGACUAUCCGAAAGUCCCUCAGCAUAAAGGGCAAAGAGGAGAGCGAGUUCCCCAUGCUCCAACAGCCCUCACAGACAACUGAGUAUUCCAAGGAAGAGUCACUUUUUGGGGGUUGCUACACCAAAGACCUUUCAGGCUGUGAUCUUGGUGGUGAAGAAGACAAAGUUCUUUCAAAUAAGGGACAUGCAAAAUGUCAAAGCCUGAUGGUAUCUCUAAAGAGAAGGCUGUCUGCCAAACAGAAGCCUAAAGUUAAAGGUGGUACUAUAGCCAUAAGCUCAGUGGAUGAUGAUGACACCUUCUCAUCCUCUUCUGUGCCUAUCAGCUUCAAUGAGGUGAAAGCCCAACGACCUCUUAGAUCUGCUUCGCUACGAAGUCAUCAUUAUAGUCCGUCUCCAUGGCCUCUCCGAUCAGUUAAUUCUGAUGACGCUUGUAUCAAGAUGGAAGUUAAAGUUAAAGCCAUGGUUCACUCCCCUAGCCCAAGUCCCAAUUUAAACGGUGUCCGGAAAGAAUUUCACGAUUUCCAGAUGGAGGAGCUCUUUCAGGACCAAACAGAAUCAUUAAAAAACCUUCAGCAGCCACAAAAUGGUGAACUCCAUCUAAAUAUAGAUGAAAAUGACAUGCCUGUGGUGCUGGGACUAACACCUCAGGACUACAUUCAUUACACAAUGCCUUUAGAUGAGGGAAUGUACCCAGAAGGGUCCCACUCUUUCUGUCUUGAAAACUCCUCUCCUAUGGAGGUGGUGACUGGAGCAGACAGUGGUUCAGUCCUCACAGACCAGGGACAGGAGGAACACGAAUUAGUUACCGGAAUGCCUCCAGAUCUCUUCAUGGACACUUCAGUGAAUAGUCUUCUCAUCGGUUCUGCUGGUGUGAUGCUGCAUAGCUCUCGAGCAGAGGUCCCACCUCCCCUCUCUCCACUCCUGUCGCCCAUUGCCAGCAGUGGGCUUAUCCCCCGGACGUUUUCAGGAUUCAGCUCUUCAGACAGCCAGGUUGCUGAGAGGGUAAGACACCACCUGAACUUUGAUCCAAAUUCAGCUCCUGGUGUCAGCCGGGUUUAUGAUUCAGUUCAGAGCAGUGGGCCAAUGGUUGUGACCAGCUUGACUGAGGAGCUGAAGAAGUUGGCAAGGCAGGGCUGGUAUUGGGGCCCCAUUACACGGUGGGAGGCAGAAGAAAAGUUAGUCAACUUGGCAGAUGGCUCCUUUCUUGUCCGGGAUAGCUCAGAUGACAGGUACCUGCUCAGCCUGAGUUUCAGGUCUCAGAGCAAAACUCUGCACACGCGCAUUGAACACUCCAAUGGUCGCUUCAGCUUCUAUGAGCAGCCAGACGUGGAGGGACACACAUCCAUUGUUGACUUAAUUGAACACUCUAUCAAAGACUCUGAGAACGGAGCGUUUUGUUAUUCCAGAUCUCGCAUACCUGGAUCUGCAACCUAUCCUGUCAGACUAACCAACCCAGUGUCUCGGUUUAUGCAAGUGCGCUCCCUGCAGUAUCUCUGUCGCUUUGUCAUUAGACAGUACACCAGGAUAGACCUGAUUCAGAAACUGCCUUUGCCUAACAAGAUGAAAGAUUAUCUGCAGGAGAAGCACUACUGAUGACACUAAGACCAGACAGUGGCAGCAAUUUGCACUUUUGUGUUCAGUUAAGAGAUUUCAGUAAGGUUUACACACAACCACCAUUUUAAGGUGACUAGGUUUUGGUGGUUCUUGAUUUGUGUCCAUGUGAGUGUCAUGGUUUAGUUCUCCAUUCCACUGUUCUGGGUUGUUUAAGCUUUUGAUCUUUUCUGGGAGCUUCAGCCUCCAGAACACUGAAACAUUUUAUGGCUGAAAUGUGAGGGUUAAGUUGGCUCAAAAAUUCUUACACUACGCACACAUGUAUUCUGCUGUGCAAGUAGAUUUAUAUACUAAAAGGUUCCUCUGUUUCUUAGAAGAAGAAAAAAUCACAUCAUUGAAGUUGAAAUCAGUUAUUACAUGAGUGAACAAGCCAUUGUUUCAGUUUGGCCCUGCAAAUUUUUAAACUCUGCAGAUUGAUUAGAUGAAUCAUUUUUGGCUUUUCUCAGUUGUCAGGUCACACAACUUUAUCUUUCUGAACUUGAUCAGGUGAAAAAGGAAAACUAUCCACUGUGUCAUCGGUCCAGUUCCAAACAUGCAUCAUUUAGCACAUGGAGAGGCAGCCUACCAGGUUGAAACUGUUGUACCUGUUGCCCAGGUGAUUUCUCAUUGCAGAUAAUCAUAAUCAGCUUUUUAUAGAGUCACAAAGGGAACUGCUUAUCCACUGGAUGGUGGUGUGUUGCAUCUUUUGACAAUGUGAAGGUAUUUUUCACAUGACCAAUCCAUUUACGCUUCAGUGUGUAGCACCACUGCAUAAUCACAUGUUCCCUACAUGUUGCGUCCAGCUGCACUGAUACAAAACAUGAUGAUGAAAACCUCUGGCAGGAAAAGAUUACUAAAACCUUCUCGUCUGUCAUACGUUGGAAACACUUGUCAAAGAAAUAGCUUUAAAUGUUAUGGGUGCAUGUAGCCAUUUUAUAAUGUCCACACCUGAACAUACUGAUGCUGGUUUUUCAUGUGCUGUUUUUAGAUUAUAAACGGCACUAAAAUGGUUUCAUGAUAGUUGAAUUUUUCUGUAUUAGGAAUGUUUAAAAACUGCGUUAACGCCUAACAACUUUGACUACUUGAAAUGCUUGUAUCUGCAUGUAGUUCACUCAAAUUAGGGCACAGUAGACUUUAGCUAAAUGGAAAAAUGUCAUAGCAAGAGGUCGCGAUGUUUAUUUAAAUGCUAUUCAGUAAGAUGAUAAAUUCACAGUUGUUCAUGCAGCUAAUAAAAACCGGCCACAAUUAGAGUAUUUUAAAACAGGCCUCAAUUGUCAAAAUCAGUCGACAUUUUCAUAGGUAUAGCUUGUAUCUUGAAGUUAGUAGUAGGACCAAAGGUAUCAC